This is a messenger RNA of Prunus armeniaca (apricot), 258 nucleotides long. The record is from the annotation of a GenBank genome assembly. Lineage: Eukaryota; Viridiplantae; Streptophyta; Magnoliopsida; Rosales; Rosaceae.
AUGAUUUCUCAAUCGCCUGCUCCCUUCAUGUCCUUCAACCACAUUUUUAUCUAUUAUUUCGAACUAAGGCAUAACGAGAAUUAUGCUCAACUUCGCUCAUACAAAGAAAAGCUGUUCAAUAGCCUUAGUGUUGGUGACCAUGCUUGGAGUAUGGAUGUGCUAGAGAUUAGUGGAAGAUGGGAAGUUGAUGAGAUCACAAAAAGGUUUGAUCUUCAGUUAGACAUGGCUAAAGUUAGCCAAGCCAUGAACAUCCCUUAG